Molecule: messenger RNA, 2029 nt
Organism: Sinocyclocheilus grahami
Lineage: Eukaryota; Metazoa; Chordata; Actinopteri; Cypriniformes; Cyprinidae
Product: tumor necrosis factor ligand superfamily member 10-like
Exons: 5
Coding region: 1-747 (248 amino acids)
Biological process (GO): immune response
Cellular component (GO): membrane
Molecular function (GO): tumor necrosis factor receptor binding
Source: RefSeq, a predicted model, not a curated record
AUGAAUCAGGCUCGGACACAAGGUGUGGUGGAGGAGCUGAGAUGCUUGGGUCUUCUGAACGCUCUGGAGAAAGAACAGGAUGUACCUGAUGACCUGGUCCAGCUCUUUGGUGAGCCAUGCAUUAAACUGGCCGAAGGACUCAAAGCUUACAUCUCCAAGGUCACAGAAAACGUAAUCUCGAAACACACCUUUCAAGAAAGAGUCGCUAUUCCUCCACGUACAAAAUUACUCACCACUGGCAGCCCACGGCCGUCAGCUCAUCUUACUCUCAGAGACAGUGGACUGCAGGGUACGACAUCCUUAACCCCUCAGACUGACCUUCACCAGUCCUGUCGCCAUCCUGUUCGUUCCUGGGGGAACCAGAGUUUCGGCUCCCACCUGCACAACAUGACCGUGUCCAACGGACGCCUGCGUAUCCCUCGCGCAGGCCGCUACUACCUGUACGCCCAAGUCUACUUCCGUUAUCUCACCCUCUCCAUCGACGAUUACCACUCGGGCUCCGACAGCCACCAGGUGGUGCAGUGUGUCUACAAGAAGACCGCCUACGCUCGCCCUAUUCAGCUCCUGAAGGGUGUGGGCACCAAAUGUUGGGCUCCAGACAGCGAGAACGCCCUUCAUUCCAUCUACCAGGGGGGCCUGUUUGAACUUCGCGCAGGCGACGAGAUCUUCAUCUCUGUGUCUUCUCCCACAGCUGUGUAUGCAGAAGACUCCUCCAGCUACUUUGGGGCCUUCCUGUUUGACCUCUGAGGGACGCAAUUGGGGCUUGUGGUCUCAUUCUAAGGGAAAGGAAAUUGUUCCUGUCGGAAGGCCCAACAUGGGAACCGUAAAGAGAGGGAAGCACAGAUACUCCAGCAUCUGAGGGGUUCAAAAGACCAAACAUCUCAGAAAACCAUCUAGUUAUUGUGGUCUGAGGACCAUUUGACCUUCUUAGGCUGAAUUUUAAGAUUCAGUAGAGUGAGAAACUCUGGACUCCCAUCUGAAUGGGCAGAUCAUGAGCAUAUCUGUGAGGGCUUUGUAAAGACGUUUCUGAAAAUGAGGACAAUGACCUUGACUAUUUAACCACAUAGAAGCCAAACGAAUUCCUUAAAAUUAAGACUUUCACCUUCAACAAAUGCACAAAACUUUGUGCAAGCUGCUAUUUGUGCACGCAAACCAUGCCAGAUUAAUAGUUUCCCACUUUCUUUUGAUGUUAUACUGUUUAUAUUGUUCAUUCUUUCCUUAUAAAGACUGUCUGGGGCAGUGUGACCAAUCAUGGACUUGAAGUCUCCAGUUAAUUAAAGGAAGUUGUUUUGUUGGGAAGCACUAUGCCACCCAUACUGCAUUAUGAGUCAAACCUGUGUCAUUCACUGAUGUCUGAAGUAAAAUCUAGCAAAUAGCCUAGAGCCAAAAAUAGGGUUAGAUGAAGAGUGAGACUUUGCAUGACUCAAAUUUAUCAAAACAAUCCAAAGUUAAACUACCAUUUUUCAAAAGAAUGCCUUUUUCCUGUUACAGCAAUUUUCCCGAAGCUCCAGGACAGACAGAUAUCUUGAAAUAAUUUUGAGAAACAUGAGGAACAACAUUAAUCACCAAAUAUCACACUGGAAAGAAACACUAAAGAGCAUGUUACAUGUUAUUAUAUUUCAUGUAGUGCUUACAAAUAAAUUACAAUGAUAAUGAGACAUUCAUUUUUAACACUAAAGGAUAAGGCUGACAUAAAAAACAAGUUUACACAAUUUAAACAAUGAGUAUAAAGAACCAAAAAAUUACUGCACACAACCAUUACAAAUAAUUAGUAUGGAUGUUCUUAAUAAAGUGGCCCUUCAUUUAUCAAAAUGAGUGACAUUUUGACAAAAAAAAAAGAAAAAGGAAAUACUGUGAAAGUUAGCUAAGGACUGAGAACCAACCAAGCUAAUGUGCCACUUGAGAUGUUUUAAGCACUGCUUACAAAGAUAUUAGCAUUCCCUCGGUGUCCCACUGUGAGUUUCAUAAAAGUGGUGUGAUAUGCUAGCAGAGAAAUGCAAAUUAUUAGAUUGAGCCAUACAGAUGCAGG